Mustela erminea (ermine) is the source of this 2590-nucleotide messenger RNA. Its product is annotated as endoplasmic reticulum mannosyl-oligosaccharide 1,2-alpha-mannosidase-like. Gene Ontology annotation, cellular component: membrane; endoplasmic reticulum. NCBI's taxonomy places the organism in Eukaryota, Metazoa, Chordata, Mammalia, Carnivora, Mustelidae. The transcript has 13 exons. Gene Ontology annotation, molecular function: calcium ion binding; mannosyl-oligosaccharide 1,2-alpha-mannosidase activity. Bases 139 to 2109 code for a protein of 656 amino acids. The record is from RefSeq and is a predicted model, not a curated record. Gene Ontology annotation, biological process: N-glycan processing; carbohydrate metabolic process.
UGGCCGCGCUCGCGAUGGGCGGGGUGUGGACGGCGCCGCGAUGGCUGCCCGCGGGGGUCGGACCCGCGACGUCCCGGGCCCCGGUCGGAGUCCGGCCUCCUGACGCCGCCAGUGGGCGGGGCCGCCGCCGCCGCCGUCAUGUACCCGCCGCCGCCGCCGCCGGCGCCGCAUCGGGAUUUCGUCUCGGUGACGCUGAGCGCCGGCCGGACCUACGACGGCAGCAAGAGCCGGCGGCGGCGCUCGUGCUGGAGGAAGUGGAAGCAGCUGUCGAGGUUGCAGCGGAACGUGAUCCUCUUCCUGCUCACGUUCCUGAUGCUCUGCGGGCUCCUGUCCUACGCCAGCGUGGCUGACCAGUGGCGAGCGGGGAACGGCCGGUCCGCGGAGGAGUGGAAGAGGAGACCAGCGGACCCGCCCGUCUUGCCAGCUCCGCGGAAAGCAGAGGACCUCCCGGGCCUCUUACCGCAGAAGCCUCAAAGGCAUUUCCGACGGGGACCUCCCAACCUGCAGAUUCGAGCCCCCGGUAAAGGCUCCGAGGACAGGAGGCAGGACGACACCAAGUGGAGGGACGAGGCAGUGGGUGACGCGCGUCGGGAAGGAAACCCACGGAGAACGGUGGUCAGCUGGAGGGGAGCGGUGAUUGAGCCGCAGCCGGGCACCGAACUUCCUUCGAGGAAGGCGGAGGCGCCCCCCAGACCUUCCUCCCAGGCCCCCAGGAUUCAGAACCAGGCAGCCUCCCCGAACGAGCGCCAGAGGGCCGUGAUCGACGCCUUCCUCCACGCGUGGGCCGGGUACCGCAAGUUUGCCUGGGGCCACGACGAGCUGAAACCUGUGUCCAGGUCCUUCAGCGAGUGGUUUGGCCUGGGCCUGACGCUGAUUGACGCCCUGGACACCAUGUGGAUCUUGGGCCUGAAAAAAGAGUUUGAAGAGGCCAGGAAGUGGGUGUCUAAGAAGCUGCGGUUCCAGAAGGACGUGGACGUCAACCUGUUUGAGAGCACGAUCCGCAUCCUGGGGGGGCUCCUGAGCGCCUACCACCUGUCCGGGGACGACCUCUUCCUGAAGAAGGCUGAGGACUUUGGGAAUCGGCUCAUGCCUGCGUUCCAGACGCCCUCCAAGAUCCCGUACUCCGACGUGAACAUCGGCACCGGGGCCGCCCACCCGCCCCGCUGGACCUCGGACAGCACGGUGGCCGAGGUCACAAGCAUUCAGCUGGAGUUCCGGGAGCUCUCGCGCCUCACGGGCAAUAAGAAGUUUCAGGAGGCCGCGGAGGAGGUGACGCGGCGCGUGCACUCGCUGCCGGGGAAGAAGGACGGGCUGGUGCCCAUGUUCAUCGACACGCACAGCGGCCGCUUCACCCACCCGGGCGUGUUCACCUUGGGCGCCCGGGCCGACAGCUACUACGAGUACCUGCUCAAGCAGUGGGUCCAGGGCGGAAAGCAGGAGCCCCAGUUACUGGAAGACUACCUGGAAGCCAUCGAGGGGAUCCGAAGGCACCUGCUGCGCCGGUCUGAGCCCGGAAAGCUCGCCUUCGUGGGGGAGCUCGCCCACGGCCGGUUCAGUGCCAAGAUGGACCACCUGGUGUGCUUCCUGCCAGGGACGCUGGCUCUGGGCGCCCACCACGGCCUGCCCGCUGACCACAUGGAGCUGGCCCGGGCGCUCAUGGACACCUGCUACCAGAUGAACCGCCAGAUGGAGACCGGGCUGAGCCCCGAAAUCGUGCACUUUAACCUGUAUCCCCAGAACGACCGCAAGGACGUGCAGGUCAAGCCGGCCGACAGGCACAACCUGCUGCGGCCCGAGACGGUGGAGAGUCUGUUCUACCUGCACCGCCUCACGGGGGACCCCAAGUACCAGGACUGGGGCUGGGAGAUACUGCAGAGCUUCAACGCGUACACACGGGUCCCCUCGGGCGGCUACUCCUCCAUCAGCAACGUCCAGGAUCCCCUCAACCCCCAGCCCAGGGACAAGAUGGAGAGCUUCUUUCUGGGGGAGACGCUUAAGUACCUGUAUCUGCUCUUCUCGGACGACCCGAGCCUGCUCAGCUUGGACGCCUUCGUGUUCAACACCGAGGCCCACCCCUUGCCCAUCUGGGCCCCGCCGGACGGGGCGUGACUGCCCCUCGGCCAGUGUCUCAGACGUUGCACCUCCUUGCUGUGAUUCAGGGCUAUUCUGUCCACUGGAGGAGCCUCGUUCCUUCUUCCUGUGAAUUUUGAAUCAUGUUUACAUUCCGGAUACCCAGUCGUCUUCCUGUCAGCCAGUGCCCAGGCUUCAUGGUCCCAGGUCACUGGUCAUCUCCCCGGGGUGCGCUGGUUCCCCCGACAUCGUGGCAGUGACCAGAGCUGAAGGGACAGCCCAACAUGUGACUCAGCCAGUGGUCUCAGAGCUUGCGAUGUGCCCGGACCCAAGGGUCUGAGGGCAUCUGUGACCUCCUCCGAGUCCGGGCACCUGGCAGGCUGUGGCUUUUACUCGUUGGACUCAGGGAUCCUCCCCCGGCCCUGAAGGGGCGGGAGGGGCGGGUGGGCGAGUGCGUCCUGCUCCCGGACCACCUGGUAGAAUGGACUUUCCGGGCAGCAUAAAAGCUUUUUGUUUCCCA